AUGGCAACUUCAACAAUCACCACAGACGAUGUAAUUUCUGAGCUCCGACGACAAUUUCCCCGACAAGUCUUCGAAGAGAAGGAUUCCGCGUACAAAUUUCUUCAGGAUAGUUACUGGUCUGGAAAUCAAAAGGCCUUAAAGCCUCGAUGUUUCUUCCAACCACAUAGCGCAGAAGACCUCGCUCGAGCUGUCACUUUGUGUGCAACAACACGAUCUCCCUUUGGGGUGAAGAGCGGUGGUCAUGGGCAUUUCGCAGGGCAGUCCUGCCUUGAUGGCGGUGUCCAACUGGAUCUGGUCAAGCUUAAUACCAUUUCCAUUGAUAAAAGUAAGGGAACUGUUCUCGUUGGUACAGGCAGUACUUGGGGAUCCGUCUACAUAAAACUGCAGAAUGAAGGAUUGAUCGCGGUUGGUGGGAGAGCCUUUGAUGUUGGGGUUGGCGGCUUUUUAGUUGGAGGAGGCCUGUCAUUCUAUGCUGCUCGGCGUGGCUGGGCCAUCAACCACGUCCGUUCUUUCGAGGUCGUUCUUAGUAACGGCAGUGUGGUUACGGCCAGCCGAGACAGCGAGCCCAGCCUCUUUCGUGCCCUACGAGGUGGAGGCUCCAAUUUCGGCAUUAUCACGGCGUUCGAGCUGGAGACUUAUCCGUACAGUGGGAUGUGGGGUGGUCGCCGAUUGAUCGAGAGUGUACAUGCCAAGCAGGCCAUCGACGCUUACGCUGGCUUCGUACAAGCGCUGGAGGCCAACCCUAAAGGCCAUACUAUCAUUAUUUUCACCUACGACGGCGGGCCUUUACAGUUACUUCAGUACCUUGUCCAUACAGAGCCAGUUGAAGAUUUGCCUGUGUUUGAUGACCUUCGCAAAGUACCUGCAGUGGAGUCUUCACUCGGACUGACCGACUACUCUACCCUGGCGUCGAACAUAGCCAAUCUCCAACAUUUCAAUAAGGAUCGUGCAGCUACUGCCACACUCACAUUCAGACUAGACAAGGAGCUACUCGACUUUGCCUUCAAUGUUUUCGUCCAAGAGGCUGCGCCGAUUUCACCACACAUCAGAGGAACGAUGGAAUUUCAUGCAAUUCCUCGUACCUUAAGUCCCGCAGGCAAUGUUUUCGGGCUGGAUGAUAUUGAUGGACCUCUCGUAUCAUUUUUGCUGAUAUUUAGCACCAAGCUAGAGCGAUAUGACGCUGAGGUUAUCGCCAUCCAGCAACGUAUUAUUGGAAGGGUUAAGGAAGAAGCGGUGAAGCGGAACCUCUACCACCCUUUUCUUUUCGCAAAUUAUGCUGGCGAAUGGCAGGAUGUGAUUGGCAGCUACGGCGACGCCAACGUGAAGUUUUUGUCAGAGGUGGGCAAGGUCUACGAUCCCAAUAAAGUUUUCCAGUGCUUGCAAUCGGGCUCAUUCAAAGUGAGCGCUGCUAGUCAAAACACAAAGCUUUAG
This is a messenger RNA of Penicillium riverlandense, 1431 nucleotides long. RefSeq names its product FAD-binding oxidoreductase. Gene Ontology annotation, molecular function: oxidoreductase activity; FAD binding. The transcript is spliced from 3 exons. The record is from RefSeq and is a predicted model, not a curated record. Lineage: Eukaryota; Fungi; Ascomycota; Eurotiomycetes; Eurotiales; Aspergillaceae. The coding region runs from base 1 to 1431 and encodes 476 amino acids.